Rhizopus microsporus ATCC 52813 is the source of this 1501-nucleotide messenger RNA. Its product is annotated as chitin deacetylase 2. The transcript has 2 exons. The record is from RefSeq and is a predicted model, not a curated record. Lineage: Eukaryota; Fungi; Mucoromycota; Mucoromycetes; Mucorales; Rhizopodaceae. The coding region runs from base 35 to 1318 and encodes 427 amino acids. Gene Ontology annotation, cellular component: membrane. Gene Ontology annotation, biological process: carbohydrate metabolic process. Gene Ontology annotation, molecular function: chitin deacetylase activity.
CGUGUUCUCUUUUCAUAAACCUUCAAUAGUCAUCAUGGUAUUUCGUCUUGCAACUAUAAUAGCCGCAAUUGCUACUGUUGCUACCAUUAAAGUAUCAGCUCAAGUUGAUUACUGGCAAUCAUUCAAAACACAAGUAAAUCCUGCAAACAUUAGCAUUCCAAGUAUUGCGCAAACAAUAAGCCUGGAACCUUCAGUAGAAUGCACUUACUAUAAUCCUGAUCCUGCAUACAUUAGAAUUAAUGCUUCUGAAUUUCCUACUGUUUGGCAAGUAGCUACUACCAAUGGCAUGGCAUCAAGCAGUGAGUUCCUCAAUCUCUAUAAUUCGAUUGAUUGGAAUAGUGCACCCAAUAUUCAGCCUCGUAAAAAGAACCCAGAUGGCUCUCUUGAUUUCACAGGCUAUCCUAGCUCUGACCCUGACUGUUGGUGGUCGUCAUCGCUCUGUACUACUCCAAAGCAUCCUGGAAUCAAUGAAGAUAUUGUCGCAUGCAGUGAACCCGAGACUUGGGGUCUGACUUAUGAUGACGGGCCUAAUUGCUCUCACAAUGCAUUCUAUGAUUAUCUUCGAGAACAUGAUUAUAAGGCAACCAUGUUUUAUAUUGGAUCAAAUGUCAUUGAUUGGCCAUAUGGCGCUAUGCGAGGUAUGCAAGACGGACAUCAUAUUGGUGCCCAUACCUGGUCUCAUGAGUACACAACCACCCUCACAAAUCAAGAGGUGCUUGCGGAAUUCUAUUAUACGCAAAAGGCCAUCAAGCUUGCCACUGGUGUGACCCCUCGCUAUUGGCGUCCUCCUUAUGGUGACGUUGAUGACCGUGUUCGGUGGAUUGCUAGUCAGCUGGGACUUACUGCUGUCAUUUGGAACCUUGACACUGAUGACUGGGCAGCCGGAGAUACAGCGACAAUGCAACAGAUUCAAAGUAAUUAUGACGCUUUUAUUGAAAUGGGAACCAAUGGUACCUUUAAGCAUACAGGAAACAUUGUAUUGACUCAUGAAAUCAGUAAUGAUUCGAUGACCUUGGCCGUCAAUAACCUGGCUAGGAUAUCAAGCGCCUAUAAGAACAUAAUGAAUGUAGCUACAUGUAUGAAUAUCUCAAAUCCAUAUUUUGAAGACUUUAUAUAUCAACCUUUGGCAAAUGGAAGCUUAGGAAAUCAAACUAAUACGCCUAUACCUUCUAAUAAAGCCAACCCAAGUACAAUCAGUAGACCUUCGCCUAAGCAAGCUGCAGCUCAAAAAAGUUCUGCCAACGCCGUUGAGCCUCAUAGGUUUCCCCUUAUGAUAGUCUUGAUGCUCAUCUUGGCUGGAUUUUUACUUAAUUGUUAAAAAAAUUGAUUGGGUAUCAAUAAACAUAUACAUAUAGCGGUAUUUUGGUAAGAUCACAAGACUUGUGUGAGUGCUCGGUUGUAUUAUUUACCUUUUGGUUUGCCAGUCUAAUAGUGAUAGAUAUGUGAUAGUAAAUAGACGCUGUCUUCAUUUUGCUUAGUAAUUAUAAUUGAUAAAAACGCC